This is a messenger RNA of Chenopodium quinoa (quinoa), 1869 nucleotides long. Its product is annotated as transcription factor MYB2-like. Gene Ontology annotation, molecular function: sequence-specific DNA binding; DNA-binding transcription factor activity. NCBI's taxonomy places the organism in Eukaryota, Viridiplantae, Streptophyta, Magnoliopsida, Caryophyllales, Amaranthaceae. Gene Ontology annotation, cellular component: nucleus. The record is from RefSeq and is a predicted model, not a curated record. Gene Ontology annotation, biological process: regulation of DNA-templated transcription. The transcript has 3 exons. The coding region runs from base 1073 to 1852 and encodes 259 amino acids.
UCAUUAAUUGAAAGCCAUAUGGCAUUUACAAUAGGAAUUAUAGAAAAGUAAAAUACAAUCUAAAUUAAUCAAGUAAAAAUCCUCUUUAAAAAAACUAUGAUGAUGAGAAACUAGAUCUGACGAUGAAGCACAGUCCCCGAUUGUUCGCUGGAUUAUGCAGCCUUCUGUGAGGGAGUCCAUCUUCUUGACAUAGUUUUGGGAAGAAAAUUCAUUACUUGACCAUGUCGAUCGCAUCCUCAAUUCCAACGCCAAUUGCAAAAUUGUACGAAUAACAACCCAUGAAUCCAAUCUUUCAGAUAAAACCUUAAAAAUAAUUUUCAAUCUUCCAUAAGGGAAGAGAAGAAAGACAAACGCCAAACUCUCACAAAAGGAGAGAACAAACCCAAAAAUUGGGAAGAAAACUCUCAUAAAGAGAGAGCAAGGAGAAUUAUUAAUGACUAAAAAACAAAAAACAAAGAAAAUAAAGAAAAUAAUGGGGCUUACCAUCAUCAAAGAGAUGAUGAUGGUAGCCCCUUGCGGCUGCCAAAAAUUUUAGGGUUUUUUCAAAGAGAGAGAGAGGAAGAGGUGAGAGAAAGUUUUUUUUUACAUAUAUAGUUAUUGUAAUUGGUUAAUUUAAUUACUUUGAGAUUGAAAAUGAUAGUGAAUAUAAUCUAUGCUCUAGCACUAAUUAAACUAUUUUCAUUAUUAAAGAGAGCUUAGCUUAAAAGGGUCUAAAAGAAGAAGAGAAGAUCUCAUCCAUUAAGCUAAAAGGUAAUGGGCAUUUUUGUAAUUUUACUUGACAUGAUGUUAGUAUAUAGUGGGAUAAAAAUCUAAUUUUUCUUAAAGACACAUGAAAGUGACAAAUAUUAAGGGUUUUUUUUUUUUUUUUUUUUUUUUGGUAGGGCAUAAUAAAAUGAGGUAUAUUAUUGAAGGGGUAUAAAUAUGCAACAAGCAGUAGCCUAAAUGUGCAAGAGAAUUUAGGAGCCAAAAGCUUACGUAAGUAAGCAAUUAACAAGCUAGAGCUAGAAAUUUUUUUGUUUGUACUCAAAAUAUUUUUGUUGGGGUUUUUAUUUUUGUUUGUUAGUUUUGUAAGAUGUCUUGUAGGGGAGUGAUGGGAGCACAUAUGGGGAUGAGCUGGGGAAUGUUGGGAGACGGCGGGUGGCGAAAAGGGCCAUGGACCGCCGAAGAAGAUAGGUUGCUCAUUGAAUAUGUUAAGCUCCAUGGUGAAGGAAGAUGGAAUUCUGUUGCUAGACUUGCAGGAUUGCGAAGGAAUGGUAAAAGCUGUAGAUUAAGGUGGGUUAACUACUUAAGACCCGACCUUAAACGAGGGCAAAUCACUCCACAUGAAGAAAGCAUCAUCCUAGAGCUCCAUGCUAGGUGGGGCAACAGGUGGUCCACCAUUGCGCGAAGCUUGCCUGGAAGAACAGAUAAUGAGAUCAAGAACUACUGGAGGACACAUUUCAAGAAAAAGGACAAGGCUUCACCAAAUAAUCUCGAAAAAUCGAAAACUCGCUUGUUACGGAAACAGCAGUUUCAGCAACAGCAGCUUCUGCAGCAGCGGCAGCAGGAGCAGCAACAGCAACAGUUUACGGCGAUGGACAUGAAAAAGAUCAUGUCUAUCCUCCUCGAGGAUAGCGAUAGCAAUAAGGUAACAAACACUACAACGACGACUACUAGUCUAGUACCGCAAGCUCGACAAGCUGAGAUGGGUGCUAACAUUUGUCCAACAUAUACUGAAGAACAAGGGAAUAAUUGGGGUUGUUACAGUGAUAAUAAUAUUUCUUGUGAAGCUUCUAACGUUGAUCUUCUUUGCUGGGAUGCUGCCUUGUGGAACAUAGAUGAUUUCCAAGGGAAUAAUUGGGGUUCUUUUUGAGCAACCUACAAUUUCAC